This is a messenger RNA of Symphalangus syndactylus (siamang), 6729 nucleotides long. It is a transcript of the gene FBXL19, whose product is annotated as F-box and leucine rich repeat protein 19. Gene Ontology annotation, molecular function: zinc ion binding; protein binding; DNA binding. The record is from RefSeq and is a predicted model, not a curated record. NCBI's taxonomy places the organism in Eukaryota, Metazoa, Chordata, Mammalia, Primates, Hylobatidae.
UUUUUUUUUUUUUUUUUUUUUGAGAUAGAAUCUCGCUGUCACCCAGGCAGCAGUGCAGUGGUGUGAUCUUGGCUCACUGAAACCUCUGCCUUCCAGGUUCAAACAAUUCUCUUUUCUCAGCAUCCUGAAGAGCUGGGACUACAGGUGCACACCACCACAUCUAGCUAAUUUUUCUAUUUUUAGUAGAGAUGGGGUUUCACCAUAUUGGUCAGGCUGGUCUCGAACUCCUGACCCCAGGUGACCCACCUGCCUUGGCCUCCCGAAGUGCUGAGAUUACAGGCAUGAGCCACCAUGCCUGGCCCUCAUAAGAUUUUUAUGAGGACCACAUGAAAUGCUGAAAGCACUUAGUAAUAUGUCCAGGAGCAGGGUCUUGCUCUGUCACCUAGACUUGAAUGCAGUGAGUGGCAUCGUCAUAGCUCACUGCAGGCUCAAUCUCUUGGCCUCAAGCAAUCCUUGCCCCUCAGCCUCCCAAGUAGCUGGGACUACACGUCCAGCUAAUUUUUGUAUUUUUGUAAAGAUGGGGCCUCACUAUGUUGCCUUGGCUGGUCUUGAACCCCUAGUCUCAAGUUAUCCUCUCACCUUGGCCUCCCGAAGUGUUGGGAUUAUAGGCGUGAGUCACUGCAACUGGCCAGGACAGUGAUUUAUUUAUUUAUUUAUUUAUUUAUUUAUUUGAGACAGAGUCUCGCUCUGUUGCCCAGGAUGGAGUGCAGUGGCACGAUCUCAGCUCACUGCCACCUCCACCUCCUGGGUUCAAGCAAUUCUGCUGCCUCAGCCUCUCGAGUAGGUGGGAUUACAGCCAUAUGCCACCAUGCCCGGCUAAUUUUUGUAUUUUUGGGAGAGACAGGGUUUCACCAUACUGGCCAUUGCUGGUCUCAAACUCCUGACCUCAUGAUCCGCCCGCCUAGGCCUCCCAAAGUGCUGGGAUUGACAGUGGCAUUUAAAUAGAGACCUUUUAGAAAGGUGGGAGAGUAGAAAAAUAAAUAAUAAAUACAUAAAUAGAGACCUAUAAAGGAUGAACAGUGAACUGGGUGGAGAAGUGAGAUGGGCAUGGGGAGGAUAGCCCUCAAGCAGACGGAACAGGGUAGAAAUCAAUCAUGCAACACCAAAUUCAAGCAGUGAGGAUAGAGGGGACAGCCAAUCCUCUAGGGAGGGCUAAGGAUUUCCUGACUCAUAAAGCCUGAGCUGCAAAGGAACCUCCCUUCCAGCCUUGGGCAAGUUUCUGCCAAGCUGGGACUUCACACUACACUGGCCAGCCACUGACUUGCCUGAUAGAAAAACCACAACUACCAAGUCCUCGCUGGGGCUGGUCUGCCAAACACAGAAGACAGGGGGAAGGGGAGGGGACUGUCUCGGGGUCAGAAGUGAGCAGGUUUUCCAGCGGAGAAGGAAGAUUGAGAAGAGCGGUAUGGCUGCUGGCUCACGCCUAUAAUCCCAACACUUAGGGAGGCCAAGGCGGGAGGAACACUUGUGGCCAGGAGUUCGAGACCAGCCUGAGCAACAUAGCAAGACUUCGUCUGAACAACAAAAAAAAUUAUAGUUUAAAAAUUAGCUGGGUGUGGUGGCGCGUGCCUGAAGUCCCAGGUAUUCACAAGGCUGAGGCAGGAGGAUCGCUUAAGCCCAGGAGGUCGAGGCUGCAGCAAACUAUGAUCCUGCUACUGCACUCCCACCCAAGUGACAGAGCAAGACCUUAAAACACACAAAAAAACAAAAAACGGCAGAAAGAUGAGAAGCCGUUCCAUUUGCAUAGGCAGUUGAAGUGUCUAGGCAGAGACCUCCAAGGCUGACUGGAUAUCAGGCAGGGGAUGAGGCUGGACAGCCUGCAACGCCUGUAACUCCAGGUUGCGGAAAGCGUGUUUGUAGUACCUCAGUCCAAUGGAGAUUGAGCGCCCCCUGGGAGCAGUGCUCGGUAACAGACGCUGGAGGACCCCGAUGAGGAGGGGCGGGGGUCGGUUCAAUCUGGCAGGAGCCUGCGGGUCAGUUUUCUUCUCACAGGAGCUAACUCCGUCCGGCAUCAUGGAUUCCUGGGCUCCCAGAACGGCUGGGCAGGAAGGGACCUUAGAAAGGGAUCUACCACCGCGUGCCCCGUGCCAGAGCUGGGCACUUUGGUGACAAGAACAUUGGCUUGUUUAGCACUCCCAACUGUGCUUCGAGGUGGGGAUCAUUAUCCCCAUUGUCCCCAUUUGGCAGAUGAGAAAAAGCAAGGUUUGGUGGCUUCCCGGGGCGGGGCGGGGAUUCGCUGUGAUUCCAGGUCCUUUUCCCCGGAGCCGGCACGCCUUGUAAGACACUGAUUCCCGGAGGUCUGAACAGCAUGAACCGAGUGGGAGGCGCCCAGGCUUUCUAGGGAACAACAGUGUGAAUGCACGCUCGACGAGAACCACGCCCCCCUGGUCGACAAGACUGAUUCCUGCUGCCUUCCUUUAAGGGCCCUCCUCUGAAAUGCGAAGUCCUCGCCCCAUGGGGAGGCGGACAUUCGUUAUUCCCGGAUCGCCCGAUGUUUUUCUCCCCCACCCGCACUGAUCCCCACUGGUGACAUAAAUCCUCCCCCUCCACUCACGAGUGAAAGUUUGGGACUACAUUUCCCGCCAGGCUGUUCAGAAGCUGGCGGCGGGGAGAGAAGAGUCUUUCCGUUUCCGUCGCCUCGCAAUUUGGCGUGUCCGCCGGGAUUCACAUUUCAACAGCGACGUCCUCUCUCUGUUGCGCUCGGCAGGGAACUACAUUUCCCAGCAGGCACCGGCGCAAGGUCGAGGGGCGAGGUCGCCAUCUUUAUCGUAGUCCUCUCCCUCAUUUCCGCAGGGAAGAGUCUAGGCGCCUGGACUACACAUCCCAUGUCGCCGUCGCCCCGGCCCUGCAGCCGCCAUCUUUGCCGGUGGUCCCGCCCCAUCCCCUUCCAUUGUCUCGACUGGAGAUGAUAGACGGGAGCUGGGAGACUGCAACUCCCGUCAGGCCGUGCGCCACUGGUGGGGGGAUUUCGAGACCACAGGAGGGCGAGGUGCCCAAGGUGGUGGAAAGCGGAGACCGGGAGAGGCUAGGUGGCCUGCCAUCUUUACGGUAGUCUCCUCGUCCUCCUGGUCCCGCCAUUCUUAAAGAACACUAGAAGGCUAGAAAACUACUAAUCCCAUCGCACCUCGUAAGAUCGACUAGUCAGGUGUAUGUCCCUCUUCCGCCAUCUUGCUUGUAGUCCUCGUUCGUUUUCACCUUUCCAUUGUUCCUGACGAGUAGAAAUGGCAGCGGGAAGGCAGCAGAUGGACUGCGACUCCCGUCAGCCCUCGGCGUUGCUGACGCCCCCAAUGUCGUCGAGCAGCCGGGGGCCGGGGGCCGGAGCGCGCCGACGCCGAACCCGCUGCCGCCGCUGCCGGGCCUGUGUGCGAACUGAGUGCGGGGAUUGCCACUUCUGCCGAGACAUGAAGAAGUUCGGGGGGCCCGGGCGCAUGAAGCAGUCGUGCCUGCUCCGGCAGUGCACUGCCCCCGUGCUCCCACACACAGCUGUGUGCCUCUUGUGUGGGGAGGCUGGGAAGGAGGACACGGUGGAGGGAGAGGAAGAGAAAUUUGGUUUGAGCCUCAUGGAGUGUACAAUCUGCAACGAGAUCGUCCACCCCGGCUGCCUGAAGAUGGGGAAGGCUGAGGGUGUCAUCAAUGCAGAGAUCCCCAACUGCUGGGAGUGCCCUCGCUGCACCCAGGAAGGCCGCACCAGCAAGGAUUCAGGUGAGGGGCCUGGCCGCCGGAGGGCCGACAACGGCGAGGAGGGCGCCAGCUUGGGGAGCGGAUGGAAGCUGACAGAGGAGCCACCACUUCCACCGCCCCCGCCCAGGCGCAAGGGCCCCCUGCCUGCCGGGCCCCCCCCAGAGGACGUGCCUGGGCCCCCCAAACGAAAGGAAAGGGAGGCAGGGAAUGAGCCUCCCACCCCAAGGAAAAAGGUGAAAGGAGGCCGAGAGAGGCACCUGAAGAAGAAACCAAAGCCGCCUUUGGCCUCUGCAGAGGGCCCAGCGGUGCCGUCCCCGUCCCCGCAGAGGGAGAAGCUAGAGCGUUUCAAGCGGAUGUGCCAGCUGCUGGAACGGGUUCCUGACACCUCCUCUUCCUCCUCGGACUCAGACUCCGACUCCGACUCUUCGGGCACAUCGCUGAGUGAGGACGAAGCCCCCGGCGAGGCCCGGAAUGGGCGACGGCCAGCCCGGGGCAGCUCCGGAGAGAAGGAGAACCGUGGGGGGCGGCGGGCUGUGCGCCCUGGCAGCGGGGGGCCCCUGCUCAGCUGGCCCCUGGGCCCAGCCCCACCACCCCGGCCUCCACAGCUGGAGCGGCACGUGGUGCGGCCCCCGCCUCGAAGCCCUGAGCCCGACACACUCCCCUUGGCUGCUGGAUCCGACCACCCCCUGCCCCGGGCCGCCUGGCUUCGCGUCUUCCAGCACCUCGGGCCUCGGGAGCUGUGUAUCUGCAUGCGAGUCUGCCGAACUUGGAGCCGCUGGUGCUAUGACAAGCGUCUGUGGCCUCGAAUGGACCUGAGCCGGCGGAAGUCACUGACCCCGCCCAUGCUCAGUGGUGUGGUUCGCCGCCAGCCCCGUGCCCUGGACCUCAGCUGGACAGGUGUCUCCAAGAAGCAGCUCAUGUGGCUUCUGAACCGACUACAAGGCCUGCAGGAGCUGGUGCUCUCUGGCUGCUCCUGGCUCUCUGUCUCUGCCCUGGGCUCAGCCCCACUGCCAGCCCUGCGGCUCCUGGACCUCCGCUGGAUCGAGGAUGUUAAAGAUUCCCAGCUCCGGGAGCUGCUGCUGCCUCCACCAGACACCAAACCAGGGCAAACAGAGAGCCGUGGUCGGCUGCAGGGGGUGGCAGAACUGCGCCUGGCAGGUCUGGAGCUGACAGAUGCCUCCCUGCGGCUCCUGCUGCGCCACGCACCCCAGCUGAGCGCCCUGGACCUGAGCCACUGCGCCCACGUCGGGGACCCCAGUGUUCACCUCCUCACGGCCCCCACAUCCCCACUCCGCGAGACCCUGGUGCACCUCAAUCUUGCUGGUUGCCACCGCCUAACGGACCACUGCCUCCCGCUGUUCCGCCGCUGCCCUCGUCUACGCCGCCUAGACCUGCGCUCCUGCCGCCAGCUCUCACCUGAAGCUUGUGCCCGGCUGGCAGCUGCCGGGCCCCCUGGCCCCUUCCGCUGCCCUGAGGAGAAGCUGCUUCUCAAGGACAGCUAGUUGGGCGCCCCCCACCCUCCCCCGGACUCGACAGGAGCCUGGACCUCCGGCUUCAUUUCACCCCUGCUGGGAGGCCAGGUUCCCACCUCACCACCCUGGGAUUCUUGAGUGUCAGUGACUUGGGAUUCCCACCCAGGGACUCAAGCCAGCCACCCCCUUCUUUCCCCCCUGCACUGAUAUCUCUGGGGGUUUCUCCUUCCCAUGUCCUCCCCCUGCUACCUGCUUCAUUGUCCAUCCCCUGGGGGGAGUGGGUCAGAGGUACUGGAGGGUGCUGAGCCAAAGGGACGGUGGGAGGGGGGUUAUGGUGCAAGUGUUGGGGGGGGAGAAUGGGGAAAGGACACACAGGAUAUGGGAGCCAGGGGCUGGGGGAGGUGGAAGGGGCGGGGGGCGGGGCAGACAGCAGACCACCAAGGGUUCAGGGAACAAAGACCAGUUACUUGGAGUGGGGGGUGGGGGUGGGGCCACAAAAGGAAAACCGGAGGAGCAAUUGGGGAUCCAGGUGUCAGAGGUAGGGGAACCAGGGGCAAGCCGGGGCUGAGCUGGAGGUAGGGAUGACAGCAGGUGUGGGAACAGCAAUACCCCCUUGCGGGUCACCUCUCUGCUUCCCCCCUCCCCAGGCUUCAGUUCCUUCCCCCUGACCCUGACUCCUUGAACGUCACUGAAAACGGCAGCUAUUGCAAGGAGUGGGGGCCGCGGGCAGCCGCUCUUCAGCUCGCGGCCCAGGGGAGUGGCGAGGGGCGCCCUAACCCCCUGCCCGCCUCUCCGCACAAUACUUGAACAUUCAUCUGUACUGAAGUGUUACUUGAACCGGGGGAACCUCGGACCUGGGGGAGCCAGGGUGUGAGGGGACUGGACCAGCUUGGACUGAGACCGGGCCGGUGGGCGCCCAUUUGGGACUGCGCCACCCCCAGGCUCGUUCUUGUUUUACUGUAUUGAGCGGCGGCACCCACCAGACCCGUAUUAUGGCUGGGGGCACCAGCCCAAGGAUGGGGACCAUGGGACUCCUCCAGCCUGGCUCUUCCCACUCUUUCAUCGUCAUGGAAACUUGUAUCCCAUUUGCCCAGGGAACCGCCACUCCUGGUUGCCAUGGAAAUAGCAGCCAACGGACACCUCCCGAUGCCAGUGCUAAGGCUGGAAAUGGCCCCCUCUUAGUUGCCAUGGGAACCUAGUAACAGACUCUUCUGGCCCUCCUUCCCCGCCCCUUCUUCCAGCGCGGGGUGGGGCUUCGGGACCCGGGGGAUGAGCCGGGCCAGGUCCCGCCCCUCCGCGCAGGCCUCCGGGGGGCCGGGGCUUACCAUGUAGGGGAGGGGAGAUCUAUCCACAUACCUCAGGUAACAGGGAGGUGCGCGGGUGGGGGGAGGGCUGGGCGGACCAAAGGCCGGAGGGGUGGGGCCUGGGGAUAGCGAGAGGCUUGAGGAUGGGGCCGCUUGCGGGAGGGAAGAGGCAGCCCGGCGAGGGGCAAGCCGGGGACCCAGCCGGGCUGGGCCCCUGGGCCCCGGGUCUGUACAAUACGGUUUGCUAUAAAACUCAAAAUCUUCCAGCCGGG